This is a messenger RNA of Zootoca vivipara (common lizard), 887 nucleotides long. RefSeq names its product mitochondrial ribosomal protein L30 (gene MRPL30). Lineage: Eukaryota; Metazoa; Chordata; Lepidosauria; Squamata; Lacertidae. Gene Ontology annotation, biological process: translation. Gene Ontology annotation, cellular component: mitochondrion; large ribosomal subunit. Gene Ontology annotation, molecular function: structural constituent of ribosome. The record is from RefSeq and is a predicted model, not a curated record.
UUGCCUCGCUUAGGACGCUGGGGGAAUGAGGCCGGUGGCGGUGUGGGAACAUGGCGGCGUUGGGCGCGUUGCUGGGUAGAGUUGCGGGCGGGAGCCCUUUUGCUGCUUGGCAGAGUCUUGCAAAAUACAAAGUGGAACCAAUCACCUGGAGGGUGUGGAUCAGGCAGAAAUUUACAAGGUCAAGAAUUCCCGAAUCGGUAUUUCAGCCGCGGCCUGGUGAUCAUGAAAAAUAUGGGGGUGAUCCACAGCAGCCCCAUAAACUGCACCUUGUGACCAGAGUCAGAAGUGGAAGAAGGCGUCCUUAUUGGGAAAAAGAGAUAAUCAAAUUUCUUGGAUUGGAAAAAAGAUAUGAGCUAAGAGUGCAUAAAAACAUCCCUUCUGUGAAUGAAAAACUGAAAGUGAUUAAACAUCUAAUAAGCAUAAAGCCAUUAAAGCUGCCCCACGGAAUUCCAUCUGAAGAAGAAAUGUCUGAUACCUAUAUUAACAGUGAAGGUGAACUAAUAAUUCGCCGUCGUCUAAAAGAACUGGAACAGAAAAAGAUUGAUGCUUUGUAAUGUGUAGUCCCAUUUUGUACAAUAAAUGUAAUUUUAAACUGAAAUUUGAUUGGGGAGCUCAUCUACACAUCCCUUGUACUGUGUCAAGGCUUUAUUUGACUGAUUAAUCAAACAUGGCUAGUACUAAUGCUGAUUAUACAAGCAUUUCAUCAAGCUUCACUGUAUGUGUACAUAAUUCCUUACUGUUUGCCUAUUGGAAGCACCAUAGUAGGUCUCAAAAGUUUCUCCCUCCAGGGAUCACUUUUCCACAGUGACUUGUUUGCUGAGAAACUCCCUAAAGAACCAAUGGAGUCUGAAAUGUGUAAGAUUAAUAAAAGCCUUUCUUGCCUCCCC